This is a messenger RNA of Penicillium nucicola, 3504 nucleotides long. RefSeq names its product ankyrin repeat domain-containing protein. The record is from RefSeq and is a predicted model, not a curated record. The coding region runs from base 1 to 3504 and encodes 1167 amino acids. NCBI's taxonomy places the organism in Eukaryota, Fungi, Ascomycota, Eurotiomycetes, Eurotiales, Aspergillaceae. Gene Ontology annotation, biological process: pteridine-containing compound metabolic process. Gene Ontology annotation, molecular function: protein binding. The transcript is spliced from 2 exons.
AUGAUGCAUUUUUCGCUAUUUUGUGUAAUUUUAUUUGCGCCUUUUGUUGCUGCUGAUGACUGGGAUGAUUUUACGAAUAACCUUGCGACGGAUUUGGUAGGUUCAAAUGUUGAUAUGAGGUCUGAAAUCGAAGUAUAUGCUUAUGGUCAAGUCAAGGCACCUUUGAUUACUCUGUUCGGUGAACGACUUACGAAACAGUUUCUCUCCGAGUCCAUCAGCACUCUUGACAAUGUUAUCUUUGCUCUUUCACCACUAGGAGUCUUGACUGCCGUGGUAUCGGUGAUCAGGAUAUGCGGCAGCUCAUCUCUUCGAGCUUUUGUGGGACGAGCACAGGAAGGACCAGCGGAAGCGGAAUGCGAACUUCUUCCCUGUGUCUCGGAGUCGACUUCGGAGCUUUUCAAUGAUGGUGGCAUUACUCGAGUCUUUGGCCGAAAGAAGAUUGUGGAGAUCGUCGUAUGGGAAGAAGGGGAUCCCAAGAUGGGGAAUAUCAAGACGAAAAUCGGCACUUUGAAGGAGGCACUUGUGGAAGGGGCUUGGACUUGCCAGAGCAAAUCUUCGCCUAGUGAACUUCCCGAGCUAGAUAUACCGAAUCUGUCGUUAAAUAAAGGUAUCAAGAGGAGAGAUCAAUUCUGGUUUUAUUGUGCUGCUGUUCUUGGCACUGCAUUGCAGUUGGGGUCAAUCAUGUUUGCUGCACUCACGGUCUUCAUGUGGCCAGAAACGUUUCAAAAGGAUGAUAAGCCGGUAGCAUCAUAUGCAUUUCCCUUUUAUGUCGUCGGGUCAACACUUUUAUUCAUAGGAAUGUUCUUCUGUGCCUUUAUCAUGGAACGAUCGUCCAAAGAAUACUACUUGGAACCACAAAAACCAAGCAAAAUAUAUUGGCUGCAACCUGGAAAGCAGAACGAAGACGACCAGGUUUUCAAAGCAUUUCUCACGACCAAAACAUAUGGGGGACCAUCUACGACCGGAGAACUUUCUUAUAUCAAGUCUAUCAGAGACUACCGAUUCGACAGGAAGUAUGUCCAAAUAUACUCAACCUUGGCGUCAACACUUUUAGGAUUCAUAUUCCAGUUUGUGGGACUGAGAGGCCUCCACGCAUCCGUGAUCCUCGCCCAGCUAGGAUCAACAUUCUUGAUGGCCAUUGUGCGAACAAUUCUCCGCACAGAGAGAAUGGCACCAGAAGAGAACAAAUUUGGAGACAAACAAAAACUACUAUCAUCCACACAACAAGAGCUGGAUUGUUUCACUUUUCACCUUGAAAAUGUGGACUCGUUCCACUUAAUGAUGCCACCAGAUAAUCCGACAACCCUAUCAUCACCCACAUACACCUCCCAUCCGAGUAUUUCUAUGGCAAAACAGUUGAUUCAUACGAGAGCUCGGCUAGCGCAGCUCACAUCUAGCUCGAAUCAGGGGCUGACUAUGCCUUGGGAUGAUUUGCCUAUACGCCAGAUAGCACAAAAGCUGACAAAGACAAUCGAAAUGACAAUGGAUUUGAUGUCCACGACUUGGGAAAUGGAUCUGGGGAAGAUGUUCACUUUUAACCUUCUUGCUGAAUGCAGAAAGACCUCGGCACAGUUGUCCGACCCUGUGAUGGAGGCGUACUGCAUGAUUUUACUUCGAGGAGGUGAUACCUUGCGAUGGAAGAUUGAUGUCAACGAGCUCGAAGCUAUUCUGGGCCUAUGGGUCUGGUCAAUUCAAAAGUCAACCAAGAAAAAUACUGACCACAAACUUCACCGUCUGGUCGGACUGGGAAAAGAGGAUUCACAGAAAAAGGUUACAGAUCUCUACUUCCAGAAAUGGAUAUUCCGCCAGACGGAGGCUACCAUGAUCAACUCCGAAAUGAUGAAAUUCUCGUCUCAGCUGUUCGGGUUUGCAUCGAACAAGCAUCGUUAUGAGACGAACACUCUCGUAGUCAGAGUGGAUAGCAAUCUUGAGACGAUGGCUGCACAGGAUAUCUAUAUUCAGUUUCUGCGACAAGUCUUGGGUCAUCUUGAAGAGCUCGGUGGGGAUGUUGAUAUCAUCCCCGGACCUAACUCCUCGUUCGUGGCCCAAAGCAGUCGAAUCAAUGAUCUUGUGCACUGUACAGAGACUUGUGGUCUAGCAACACGAGAAGAAGCGUUACUUUGCAUUGUUCCGGCUUUGAAUAAAUGCGGUCUUCUACCAAAACUUGCUGGUGAUUCAAUCAACGUUCGAAAGCGUACAAUCGAAUCCAUCGCACAGGGAAAAUGGAAGAAUGCUCUGCAAUUACUAGUCUGGCUAUGCGAAAGAUCAGAUGGACACGAUUUUGAACAGUCCGUCUACGAGCUUGGAUAUAUCUGUCGCCAGGCUAUAAUCGAAGGAGACGAAAAUGGCCGCCGCGCAGGAUUUGAGAUUAUCUGCGAGAUGUUGCGAUCUGACUUGAGGGCGCGUUUCUUCCAGUCAAAGGGAGACAGGCGUCCCAAUGGCUGGAUGAGCUCUCCAGCUAGCAACGAGUGGUGGAACUCCUUUACGAGACAACUGAGGUGGAUUGCAUGGCAUACGUGCAGGAAUGUGUCAGCCUCACACUGGAUGCAGCCACAUUUCGAGGCCCUGGGUGCGUCUGAGUACUUGUCUCCAUCCUUUGAGGCGGGUCUACAGGAUGUUGACUCCGAAAGAAACGUACACACCUUACAACAGUGGCUUACUUAUCCAACACUGGAAAUUGAGGUUGAUCGGGAGGUACCUGGAACUGAAGAUCAGCUCGCAUUCCAAUGGGCUCUCUCGAAUAAACACUUUGCUCUGUUGUACUUCUUCUUGUCUCAAUGGACAGAAAUGAGCAAAGAGGUCCCUCUUCUGGUCCAUGCAGCAUAUUUGUUCGCUGCAAAGAACCAUUCCGAAUGGGCAAUUCAGGUUCUCCGCCGACACGGUGCCAAUAUUGAAGCAGAGAACUAUGACUAUCACUCAGCUAUGAUAAAACUCAUUCUUGACCGUGACUUACCAGCAAUCAAGAUGAUGUUGGCAAACGGCGCUUCUCCGAAUGGGAAAAGCACGGUCAACAAGAUUGGACCCUUGGAAGCAGCCGCACAGGCUGGUUACAGUGAGAUAGUUCUUCUUUUGCUACAAGAUUAUGGGGCUACCAUCGACUCUAUACAGAAAUGGAAAUACUCGGCUCUAUACUGGGCAACGGAAGAGCAACAUCUCGAGACUGUUGAAAUUCUUCUUCAACAUGGCGCUGAUAUCAAUACCAUUGGAAUCGGAUCCAUGACACCACUUCACAAUGCAGUCUCCAAGCAAAAUGUGGAACUGGUGAGAAUACUUGUUCAAUUUCACCCCAAAAUUAAUGCUACAAAUGACCAAAGUCGUACGCCCCUGAUGCUGGCAUCAAUAGACUCGUCGACUGAGAUACUUCGUUUGCUAUUGAUCAAUGGUGCCGAUGCAGAGAUGCAGGAUUGGGAUGAUCGAACAGCUUUGGAUUUGGCCAGAACAACCAAUAACACGGAAGCUAUACUCAUGUUGGAGGAGGAGAUGCAGAAGCGUUCUGUUAUUUAA